AUGCCAGUCCGGAUAGGUCCUCUUAUUGUUGCAGCUCUCCUCUUGUGGUCCUUGGGGAGCUGUGUCUUGACCCUGCAGAGGCGCCCUGGUGUAGCACCCCAUAGCCGUGUCCUCCAAGGGUCCAAAGAACCCAGUUUCACCAGGUUAAAAAGGAAAAACCUCGCAGUGGACUUUGUCAUACCAGCUGCUUUCCGAAACUCAUUGAGAGACCUUCUGGGUCUCUUUCCUGCAGGAGCAGGCGCCACCAACUUCCAGGCAAGCUCCAGCUUGUCCCUAGACUGCUGGCCCCUGGUGAGAUCUUUCUCCAAGCAUGGUAGAGAUCACCAGGACCUGAAGAAUGACCAGCAGACACCAAGGCACCAGCCAGCAUUGCUGUCCAAGGUCCUGAAAUCUGGAUUCCUUAAGAGUCUACGCAGAUCAAAGCAGCUCUUGCUUGAGGUUGGAGAAGACAUGGUCAGGGAGGGAUGUGGAAUAAGCUGGGGUCCUCUGGUCCUUGGAGGGAGCAAUAAUGACUCCAGUGAGGGCCAAGGAAACCUCAUCCCAAAUCCUGCCAUGAAAAGGAAACUGGAGUUUAACCUGACUGAGUUAAUGAGCUGGUGGCUGAAGUCCAAGGAAGGUAGAUUGAGGAUUAGACUGAUGCCCCAAAGGUCUGCCUUCUACCCUGGGAGAGAGGAGAACCUAUCUGUUGCCCUCAGAGCAUCACAGCCAAGAUUAACUUUUCACAUUUUAAGAAAGGGUUUUAAUUUUGCCAAAUAUUCCUCCAGUAAUCCUCUUAACAUCUACACCUGGAACAUCUCUUGGGUUAUGAAAGAAGCUUUUACAAUCAACAGUCCCCGAGCAAAACACGAAUUUGACUGUAAUUUUGAGUCCCCUUGCGAUCUGGAAUACCUGCCCCCUAUGCACAAAACUGAGAAAACAUGGAGGAUUAGCAGUGCGGAGGAGUUACUGCGAGCGAACAUCCAGAACGGCCCCAGACAAGAUUAUUCUGAAAACUCAUCAAGCGAGCAUUUCCUCAACAGGGUGGAGCUCUCCGCACAUUCCACCAAUGGGGGAGAAGUUAUCCUUCUCCCCCGCCCUGAUGUGGAAGUCCUCCAGGAGGCCAAGGCCAAGAAGAAUGAAGACGUGAUAAACAAGAAGGGGAGCUGUGGAGACACGGGAUCUUUUAGCGGAGAAUUUUUGCCAAGGCCAUUGCCUUCUAAAUGCCAAACGUGCGUCGGCUGGCUGAUACGAGCGGCCACCGGCUAUGACAAUGUCACGGUGUAUCCAAGCCACGAACAUUGA
This is a messenger RNA of Spea bombifrons (plains spadefoot toad), 1281 nucleotides long. RefSeq names its product ALK tyrosine kinase receptor-like. The record is from RefSeq and is a predicted model, not a curated record. The transcript is spliced from 5 exons. Lineage: Eukaryota; Metazoa; Chordata; Amphibia; Anura; Pelobatidae. The coding region runs from base 1 to 1281 and encodes 426 amino acids.